Olea europaea var. sylvestris is the source of this 1694-nucleotide messenger RNA. Its product is annotated as hydroxyacylglutathione hydrolase 2, mitochondrial-like. The coding region runs from base 513 to 1427 and encodes 304 amino acids. The transcript is spliced from 8 exons. Gene Ontology annotation, molecular function: hydroxyacylglutathione hydrolase activity. Lineage: Eukaryota; Viridiplantae; Streptophyta; Magnoliopsida; Lamiales; Oleaceae. The record is from RefSeq and is a predicted model, not a curated record.
CUUUCCUUCUAUCCGUUCUCUCUCUUUUCUAUACGUAUAGAUGUAUUGUGAUAUACAUAACUGUGCGUACGAAAAAAUAUUUCAUAUUUAUGCACAUUUAUGGCGUCUAAUAUUCUAAUUUUAAUGCAUGGAAAAUGAUUGGCACGAUCAGGAUCUUCUAUCAUGAAUCUGUAUUCAUUUAAUUGAGGUUUAGUAGAAUUGGAUUUUAAUUUGGACUGUGAUUGAAUUUGGACUCGUCAUUAUCAUUCAAUAUGGUUUACUUGUAAUGAGAUUUGUCUUCUUCUUCUUCUUUCAAUUGUCACAUUAUUCAUUACUCUUUUUGAUACGCCAAUUUAUUGCUAAUUUCAUACGGCAUCACAUUUUAAUAAUAUCUUUUUAUUAUUAGGUUUUUGCACUUUUGCUAAUAGAUUGUUUUAGUUCGCAAUUUAAAAAACUAUUAGUUUCAACUCUUCAAAAAAUAAAAAAACGAAACUAUAAGUUUCAAGGGGUCGGAGCUGUGUAUAUGGCCAGAGAUGAGACAGCUUUGCCUAAGAAAGAACCUUUUGUUCGAGUUCAUAAGGUUUUUGCCUAUUCCAUACCGGACCAUGAGGGGUGUUAGUCGAUGUCUUAGAAGAGUUUCACGUUGUUGCAGCAUCACCAACAUGUCAUCCCGUUUGCACAUUGAAUUGGUACCUUGCCUUAGAGACAACUAUGUAUAUAUAUUACACGACGAGGAUACUGGAACAGUUGGACUGGUUGAUCCUUCUGAAGCUGCACCUGUUAUAGAUGUGUUGGAUCGAAGAAAAUGGAAUUUGAAUUACAUACUGAACACUCAUCAUCAUCAUGAUCACACAGAUGGCAACAUGGAAUUAAAAGAAAGGUAUGGUGCAAAGGUCAUUGGAUCAAGUUUCGACAAGGAGAGUAUCCCUGGGAUUGAUAUUGCUUUGAAUGAUGGGGAUAAAUGGAUGUUUGCAAGCCAUGAAGUGCUCGUGACGGCAACUCCCGGUCAUACCAGAGGACAUAUUAGUUUCUACUUCCCUGGAUCAAAGUCAAUUUUCACAGGAGACACUUUGUUCAGCUUAUCAUGUGGCAAGCUCUUGCAGGGAACUUCUGAGCAGAUGUUUUCUUCCCUGAGUAAGAUUAGGUUGCUGCCUGAGGAUACAAAAAUAUAUUGUGGUCACGAAUAUACAUUGAGUAAUUCGAAGUUUGCACUAUCUAUAGAACCGGGAAAUGAAAAACUACAAUCUUAUGCUGCCCAUGUAGCACAUCUCAGAAACAAGGGAUUGCCAACGAUCCCUACGACGUUAAAGCAGGAGAAGUUGUGUAAUCCGUUCCUUCGCACUUCAAUUAGGGAGAUUCGACAGUCGCUAAAUAUUCCUGAAUCAGUUAGUGGCGAAGAAGCCUUGGACGCCAUCUGUCGAGCCAAGGACAACUUUUUGGUUCAGUAAGGAAUUGUUUAUUUGUUAUAUGGACAUAGAAGACAGUGAAGCACCUUGCUUGUCCUCAAGUGAAGACGACUUUUUUGGCAAUUUGGUAAUUUAUAUUAGUUAGGACUAGAUAGUAUUGAAAAAGAAGUUCAAAAUCUAUAUUGUAUUACCCAGUACAAUCUAAUAUUGUUUGCAAAACAUGCACUUCCGCCUUGUAAUACUUUAGCCUUAUUGUGUGGUGGUAGAAAAUAGAAGCUAAAAAUACGUAGUUGUAGUUUGAUUUUUAAA